Messenger RNA from Pseudophryne corroboree (corroboree frog), 1856 nucleotides. It is a transcript of the gene NBL1, whose product is annotated as NBL1, DAN family BMP antagonist. Gene Ontology annotation, molecular function: BMP binding; receptor ligand activity. Bases 146 to 670 code for a protein of 174 amino acids. The record is from RefSeq and is a predicted model, not a curated record. Gene Ontology annotation, biological process: animal organ morphogenesis. The transcript has 4 exons. NCBI's taxonomy places the organism in Eukaryota, Metazoa, Chordata, Amphibia, Anura, Myobatrachidae.
GUUCUGCAGCUCUGCACUCCUGACUUGUGCUCUGCAGCAGAAGCUCUGCUCUCUUGUUUUCCAGUCGCUGCAGGAGCCCCGGAUGGCUGGCACACCCUAUUACCCCUGAAUGGCUUUCCCCCUGGCUCUUCUCCCGUUGUAGGUGAUGACGAUGAUGGUCCGGUUCCUUAUUGGCUUCCUGCUCCCAGUAGCGCUUUUCGCUGCUCCGCCUCCCAUUAACAGGCUGGCCCUGUUCCCCGACAAGAGCGCAUGGUGCGAAGCUAAAAACAUCACCCAGAUUGUGGGGCACAGCGGCUGCGAAUCGAAGUCUAUCCAGAACAGGGCCUGCCUGGGACAGUGCUUCAGUUACAGCGUCCCCAACACGUUUCCGCAGUCUACCGAGUCUCUGGUUCACUGCGACUCUUGUAUGCCGGCCAAGUCUAUGUGGGAUGUGGUAACGCUGGAGUGCCCUGGUAACGAAGAAGUCCCACGGGUGGACAAGCUGGUGGAGAAGAUCCUGCGUUGCAGCUGUCAGGCAUGCGGGAAGGAACUGAGCCAAGAUGGAGCCAUGUUUAACGUUUAUCUGAACACGGCCGAGGAGACGCUCUCUCCUGCGGAGAACAUCGGCCGCCACCAGCAAGGGGGAGAGUCUCCCCAUAUCGCUCCGCGUGAUGGCAAGAGUGAGGAGUAACGAGGUCUUCAACCUCAAGGACUUGCUUCUCUCUCGAAGAACCUACCACAGAAUACAGCACUUUCACCCUCCCUCGGACCAGAGCCUACACCAAGUGCCACCACGGUCUACAGAACUUUCUCCGCACCGCCCAGUCCCAUUACACCUCACGUAGCUAAGGACAUUUCCGAUACACGCUCCAAGCCAGCUACCACCCCACCUAACCAGAUAAUAUUUGAACAUUGGACCUCAUAUUGUACAUCUAGCCGAGUCCACUUCUGCAGGAACAUUGCAUCUUCUCUGGUGCAGACUGAUGUACAGAACUCUGAUGUUCUGUUCUGUCAGGCGUCCGAUAACUGCACGAAAGCCGCCAGGUUUUGGUCAUUGCAGAGGUAUGAACGGGUUUCCAUGCUUCAAAGCCUUAAAAGUAUUACAGUAACUAUUAUCCCACCGGAGUUUGGACGGAGGUAUUAUAAAAAUUGAGUAUUAUCUGGGAAUAGCACGUUGAAUUCAGCCACCGGGUUCUCUCACAUUCGCUGCAUAGAUCUAAUUGCCCCACCUUCAGGGUGUUUAGAAGAAGCCCACACACAAGAAAUUCACAAGCCAAAACGUAUUAUUCCUUUCAUGAUGCCUAAGUAAUCCACUUAGCAGAAGCCGGCCAAUAAUGGCCUUUUAUGAUCUCGAGGAUCUAUGCAAUAUGGAUAUUUGAAUCUACUUUAAAGUUUCUUUCAUAGCACGGACAUUCCAGACUUCUCCGUAGGUCCUGGUAAUAAAUAGCAUCUGCCUCGGUAGAGGCGCUUGUGGCUCUCUAAUUAAUAGAAUUGCAUGAUUCCUCUUAACACAACGCGUUUCAUGUGCCCUGGAAAUGGUGACUCCGGACUCUGUGAUACAUGAAAUUAAAGAUAAAUGUCGCACUCCUUGUACCAACGUACAAAGUGUAACAGAACAACUAUGUAACGUUCCUUUUAGCAGGCCAAUGGGGAGUUGUUUUCCCUACUGCACCAAAUGGAGAAAUAUCACUGCUGUGCUCACUAUGACCCUGUCCAGUUAUAAAUAAAGUUUGUUGCCACACGGUCAGGCUGAAUGACUGCGCUCGCGAUGCUGGUCGCCGGUGUGUAACCCCGUCUCUUCAUUACUAUACAGUGUCCCUAACAUCUCCCCUUUUAAACUUGUUAUUUUUUGUAAAUAAACACAAAAUAUAAUCACA